AUGGUUAACGCUAUUGCUACUGAACAAGAAUUCGAAGAAGCUUUAACUCACAGCGGUUUAGUCGUUGUUGAUUUCUUUGCCACUUGGUGUGGUCCAUGUAAAGUCAUUGCUCCAAUGUUAGACAAAUUCUCCAAAGAAUAUGAAUCAGCUAAAUUCAUCAAAGUUGAUGUUGAUCAAUUUGGUGCUAUUGCUCAAAAAUACGAAAUUUCAUCAAUGCCAACUAUCUUAUACUUCAAAGGAGGUGAAGUUGUUGACAAAGUUAUUGGUGCUAACCCAGCUGGUAUUAAACAAACUAUUGCUAAAAAUGUUUAG
Molecule: messenger RNA, 312 nt
Organism: Yamadazyma jaroonii
Lineage: Eukaryota; Fungi; Ascomycota; Pichiomycetes; Serinales; Debaryomycetaceae
Source: the annotation of a GenBank genome assembly